AGACCAGAACCUAAGGCUGAGCUUGGUCUGAAUGCUGCCAGCAGCAGGACAGGAAAUGAGUCUGAACCCGUGAGCAGCAGCAGCAGCUCUGCCUCAGUGUCGGAUCGGCUCGUUAAUAUUUAACCUCCUGCCGGCGCUCAGCCCCUCCCUCACAGCUUCUCUGGGUGACCUGGAAGUGGUAUUCUGGGAUGUUUGGGGGCGGUUACCAUGUAGACCUCUGUUGGGUGUAAUGGCGUCUGUGGGUCACAGGAGCAGAUCUGUGGAUGUCCAGGUGGCUCUGCAGAAGGCCAGGAGGAAGAUCUGCGAUCUGCAGCAGCAGCUGGAAGAAAAGAGUUUCGAGGAUCAAAAAGUCUCCAGUCCUUCACCAUGGACCUCCAAGAAGGAGCUCAGGGACUCCCUGGUGGACAUGUACAAAGAUUUUUUGGACUUGGAUGAGACUUCAAAGCAACUGAGAGUUAAUCCCAGAGUGAACGAGGAGCUGCAGCAGCGUCUUCCCUCACCUUCCAGGCAGCACCUUAGCAACACCCACAGAUCAGGAAGCAGCCUGAGCCUGGACCACACCUCACCUCAGGCCCUGUAUCCCAUCAGCAGUUCUCCAUCUCCUGUCUGGAGGACAGCCUCCCCUCAGUCCCCUUCCUCCACCAGGAGCUCGUUGGCUCUUCUAUCUUCAGGUUUUCCAGGAGGUUCCGGUGAGAUGGAAGCAGACGUGGUGCCGAGCAGCGAUCCUUCUCCUUGGGCAGAGAGCUCUGAGCCCUGCAUAGAAGCAGCAGCAACAUUCAGAGGUCCAGAUUUGCCUGCCAUGGGAAGAAACCUGCUCUCUGGUCACAGCAGCUCCCCUCAGAUUCCUGCAUCCAGCCCACAUCAGAGCCCAAACAUCUCACUCUUGCUGAAGGAACUGGACGCCCUGAGGGAACUCAACAGCACACUUCAAAAGCAGAUGGUAGAGAAGGAGAAGGAGCUGCUGAAGAGGGAGUUGGAUGAGGAGCUGAACGAGCAGCAUCGAGAAGCCAAACACUGGGAGAGACCAACAGCGGUGUUGGAGGAGUUGCUGGCAGCACAGAAGGACAGAGAUCAGUCUCUGAUGUCACGUCUACUGCUGGCCAAUGAGGAGAGAGACGAAGCUUUACUCCGGGCCCGCCAUCUGCAGCAGGCAGCUGAGUAUGUUCCUAGAAUUGACUCGGUGCUCUCUGUUUCUCAGGACAUUCAGGAUCUCCUGCGGCGCGUCUGUGAGGCUGACUCCGUCCAUGAAGUGCGUCAGUUCGGCUCGGCUUUAGUUCAACAUCUGCAGCUUGCUCAGCAAAGGAGAAAUGAUAUCACAGCCCAGGAGAUGACGGCUGUGAUGGAGGAGAGGGACAAAUCUGUUGACAAAUGCAAAUGGAUGAAAGAGGACCUGCUGCAGCAGAAGGACCAAUCAGUCAGCCAGGAGGAGCUGCUGAGGCUGCAGAAGGAGAGAGAUGAAGCUCUGGACCAACAACGUCAGCUUGAGGCCCAAAUCCAAGCAUUACUAGCUGAUCCCAGCUCUCAGGCCGGCUUCGCAUCCUCCCAGCAUUCCCUUCCAGCUGACGUCUCUGCAGAUCAGAAGGACUUGUCCUCUCAGGUCCAGACGCUGGUGGUCCAACUGCAGCAGCUGUCCAGAGAGAAGGAGAGCACGGCGGCAGAGCUUCAGCGCAGCCAGGAGGCUGAGCGGGAAGCUGAUGAGAGGGUUCGCAGGUUGGAGCGCCUGGUGGAAGUGCUGAGGAAGAAGGUUGGAGCAGGAAGUCUGCGCACCGUCAUCUGAUCCAUCUUUUUCAUUCAGAUCUGUGGAAAUGGACUGAUGGUUUCUAGAUCUUCCUCUUCGUUGUGAACCCUGCAGCAGCAGCUGCUGCAUCCAUCAUCCCGUCAACUUUUUUCUUUGGGAUGCGGAAGUAUUAGAUGGAAAGGAAAACUGAGCAUCUAUACAGGAAGUCCUUUCUGUCUUCCUCUGUGGAGAAAAUGCACCAACCGCCAUGGGGGGGGAGAAUCAGUUUGUAUUGCUAAAGCUGUUCUUAUUUCAUUUGAUUUAGUGCUUUAAAGUUUCUGAUUGUUCUGGUGCUUAUAAAUAAAAACGAUUGAAGGUU
Molecule: messenger RNA, 2096 nt
Organism: Cyprinodon tularosa
Lineage: Eukaryota; Metazoa; Chordata; Actinopteri; Cyprinodontiformes; Cyprinodontidae
Gene: mipol1
Product: mirror-image polydactyly 1
Exons: 14
Coding region: 230-1777 (515 amino acids)
Source: RefSeq, a predicted model, not a curated record